AUGGCGGCCCUCGAUGACCUGUUCGCAGCUGACGCGAAGCUUCGGGCUCUGGCCGACGACUCCGAUCAGCUUCAGGAUGCCCGCCGCCGCUUCGAGACGACGCCACCCGUGUAUAGGUCCCGUCCUUCGGUCGAAAUCACCCAACUUAAUAGUCCAGGCCCGGCCACCGAGGGGGAGCGCAGACUUCGCGAUGGAAGGGCUCGGCUCUUCUUUAUUAAGAACCACAGGGCCAAUUCGUGGCCAGAUUGUCAAUUUAGGCAGCAAAAGUCUGCAGAGGUCGGUUUUCGCAUCGAGAAGUGGCGGAAAAGGUACGGCCCGCGUUGCUACGGAAUGUACGACGACACGGAGAUUGCGGAGCUCGUGGUCCGGGAGCGAUGGCGCGAGUGGGGUAUUUGGAGCGAGCAUUGGGAGCGCGAACCCGAGGGUCGUUGGAAGACUGAUGUCGUGGUACCGGUCGACGACUCUCGUCCUGAACUUGACGCCGAAGCGGGGGCGGAAACCAGUGAUGGAUGCAGCUCUCGGGACCACCAAAGCUCACCCGGACGGGAGCGGGAGCCCGUGCAAACUGCACGAGGCUGCGACGACGAUAACUCGCGCCCUUACAACCUCUUCCUCCUCCUGGUUGGCGUCGAGCGUCAACGCCUGCGAUACAGACUCGGCACCAGCGUUGAUCCUCACGACAUCAACACGCAAGCCUACAAUGCGGUGAAAGAGCAGUGGGAGCGUGAGGGCAUCUGGCGGACGACUUGGGGAACCCUGCCGGGGAUGACCUGGAAGCAUGAGCAUCUCCUGAAGGAUAUCAUCGACGAGGAGGCCUGCCUCACGUUGGAGGAGCUCGAUCAUACACGAUACUACUCGAGCACGGAAGUAGUGGCGGCCUUUUACGGUGCGGAUGACUCCGGUACGGGGACCCCACGCUCUGUUCGAAGCGCGUCGCCAACUCAGGAGCCGCAAGACGCAAAGUCGCCAUAUGCAUUCGACUGGAGUCCGACAGGGCCUGUGCAAGGCGGUCCAGAGACGACGAGCCUCCCACCGAUCCGCUUUCCAGCGUCUCGCGGUUUAUUUGACCCGAUCGAGCGUGUCCAGAGUCCUGAUGGCAAAUGCGACAAACGCCCGGGAGACGGCCCCGAUGUCGAGGGUGAGACAGAGUGGUCCAGGGAGCCCGACACGUCCGACAUGAACAAGACCUCGGUGCAGAUAUCUCGGCAAUUUUCCUCUCCCACUCUCGGGGCUGACCGUGUCGUCACUCGACCGUCGGACAAGGUGGCCGGCGCAAACGGCCCGGUCGGCCACGAGCAUGACGGGUCGCAUCCGGAAAUGGCACCUUCCCCGCCUCUGGAAAACACGGUCAACGCGAGAGGCAGUCCGGCAGACCUGUCUUUGACUGUCCGGAAGUCGCCCAAGAGGAAAAGGGCUUCAAAAACUGGCCGCGAACAGCCCGCGACCCAGGCACGCCCACCGUCGCCCAACUGCGAGGGACCAAGGCGGCGGAGUAAGCGCCUCGCCGCAAGGGAAACGACCGCAAGCCCGGUUUCAAAGGGCCCUCGACGUGGGAAGCCCAAGGCCGGACGAUGA
Messenger RNA from Purpureocillium takamizusanense, 1575 nucleotides. RefSeq lists its product as uncharacterized. Lineage: Eukaryota; Fungi; Ascomycota; Sordariomycetes; Hypocreales; Ophiocordycipitaceae. The coding region runs from base 1 to 1575 and encodes 524 amino acids. The record is from RefSeq and is a predicted model, not a curated record. The transcript has a single exon.